Messenger RNA from Malassezia pachydermatis, 1320 nucleotides. RefSeq lists its product as hypothetical. Gene Ontology annotation, cellular component: nucleus. The record is from RefSeq and is a predicted model, not a curated record. NCBI's taxonomy places the organism in Eukaryota, Fungi, Basidiomycota, Malasseziomycetes, Malasseziales, Malasseziaceae. The transcript is spliced from 3 exons. The coding region runs from base 1 to 1320 and encodes 439 amino acids.
AUGGCCAAUCCCCCCGGCGAUUGGCCUCCUGCCUUAAGGGCGCUAGCUAGCCGCUCGUUUGCUGCCUGCACAGAUGCGAAUCGACAAGCUGUGAGCAACGAGCUGAAAGCUCUCAUCUUUCAAGCUGUGCAAGAUGGGUCACUCCAUACAAAGGACUGGUCGCGUGUACACCUUCGUUCGUUGACGCCUGGUACACGCCCGCCUAAACCGAUGCCUACGCCAGGGAAAAAGCGAGGCGCUGCGUCGGACACCAAAUGGACGCCCAAGGCGAGCAAAUCACCACGGCCUGCGUUUGGUCUACAAGAAGACGCUGAACGUCGCGAAAAGCGGCAACGUCGUUUCGAGCAGGAGCAGGCGGCAUUCCAGCGAGAGCAACAAGCGGAUCUUCACUCUGCGAUAGCAUCGACGAGUCUGGGCGGCCGUCUCGGUGCCGCUGUGUCUUCGCCUCUCGCUACCUCCACGCCGCCGCCUGAGCCCAAUCCCAAUGUGAUCGACUGGGAUGCGCAUACCAUUGUCGGGACGUCGACCAAGCUGGAGAAGCCAUACCUGCGUCUUACGUCUGCGCCAGACCCCAAGACAGUACGCCCCUUGGCGACACUACGCAAGACGCUCCAUUUGCUGACGCAGAAAUGGAAAGCAGAGAAGAAUUAUGCUUACAUUUGUGAUCAGUUCAAGAGUAUGCGCCAAGAUCUCACCGUGCAGCGGAUCAAGAAUGACUUUACAGUGCAAGUCUACGAGACGCAUGCACGCAUUGCCCUUGAAAAGGGCGAUUUGGGUGAAUACAACCAAUGCCAAACACAGCUUCGCUCCUUGUACGCAUACGAUUUGCCUGGGUGUACGCAUGAAUUCCUUGCGUACCGUAUUUUAUAUCUAUUGCAUACACGCAAUCAACGCGAUAUCAAUGCGCUGAUGGCCGAGCUCAGCGAGGCGGACAAGCGAGCGCCUGCUGUUGCUCAUGCUCUGCAUGUACGUACUGCGAUGCGAGCAGGGAACUACCAUGCCUUCUUUCAGCUCUAUCAAACUGCGCCCAAUAUGAAUGCCUACAUCAUGGAUCACUUUAUGGAGCAUGCGCGUGUGCAAGCGCUCCUCAUUCUCGCCAAGUCGUUCCGUCCGUCAUGUGCGCUUACGUUCCUCGCGCGUGAGUUGGGGUGGGCCGAUGUUGCUGAAGCGGAUGCCUUCUUGCAGUCCGUACAGGCAGCUAUCUACGUGACGGACGUGCCACGGUUGGAAGACGCGCAAUGGGAUGCCAAGCGCGCACAGGAACCGCUAUCUCAAGCCAUGGGGCGAUACCGCCAUGUUGAUAUCAAAGGACAACUGUAG